Molecule: messenger RNA, 6130 nt
Organism: Triticum dicoccoides
Lineage: Eukaryota; Viridiplantae; Streptophyta; Magnoliopsida; Poales; Poaceae
Product: protein PHYTOCHROME-DEPENDENT LATE-FLOWERING-like
Exons: 8
Coding region: 2291-5722 (1143 amino acids)
Biological process (GO): regulation of transcription by RNA polymerase II
Cellular component (GO): SAGA complex
Molecular function (GO): transcription coregulator activity
Source: RefSeq, a predicted model, not a curated record
UGCUAUGUAAGCAAACACGUAGUUAAACUGUCAGAUGCUAAGCACCGUUGAAUGUGAAAAUCAUCUUGUCACCGCUACCAUAGUUUCUGUUUACUGCAUGUUUUUCACUACAAGGUUUGCUAGCUUUCUCUAACGACAAUCUUUGAAAGCAACCCUAUAUUAUUCACACAUGCAUCCUAGAAUAGAUCAUGGCGAUUUACCAGGAAUUCCUAACCUUACUUUUGGUCUUUUGGACAAGCAUGAACUGCAAAUUAUGGAUGUGUAGCACACAACAUGAAAUAAGUCAAAGUGCUGUUUUGGAUAUCAUCAUGGUGCUACUCUCUCUGUCCUGCAAAAAUUGGAUAUUGUCAUGGUGCUACUCUCUCUGUCCUGCAAAAAGUGGUGUACAAUUUGAAUAACUUUGUACAUUGAAGAGUGGCACAGCCAUUUCUGACGCAAUAAAAUUCCGUUGUUACCCCUGGUGGUGUAAUUCUGGGAAAAAGGAACAACACACAUGCACCCUGAGCCUAUGCCGUUCGCUUUGGCCUCUCUUGUGACCCCGUCACCAUGAAUGCUAGCUUGCAAAUGGCGUUUCUCCCACCUAGCCGCUCUCCCACCUCCAUCUCCACCCAUGGCGAGUCCUGGAUCUCUCUCCCCCGAUGGAAGGUCUCCUGCAUUGGGACUUUCUCGGGAGUCGGCUAGAAAGUAUUAACUCUGGUUAUACACUCAUUCCCAAGACACCUCUUCCGGAGUCGGCUAGAUUAUAGACCAGUCACUUUAUUGAACAGCUGUCUCAAGAUAUUGACUAAACUUUUAGCUAAUCGUCUGCAGCGGGUCAUUCUUGGUAUUAUCCAUCGUAAUUGGUAGGGAAUACACAGACUAUACAUUGAACAUAAUAUACUCUUAACAACCCCCCUCAAACUCAGGGUGGAUCGACAACACUGAGUUUGGAGAGAUAAAAAUCAUGCUGUGGUCUAGUCUGGGCCUUCAUAAAGAAAUCUGCCAACUGUAACUCAGAAGGCACAUACUAAAGAGCAAUAACCUGGUUCUGCACACCAGCGUGCACAAAAGAAGCAUCAACACCAACAUGCUUUGUGAGCUCAUGCUUCACAGGGUCUCGCACAAUACUGAUAUCACCUGUACUGUCGGAGAAGAGGGUGGUAGGUGUGGUAACAGACACACGGAACUAAAGUAACCACCGUAACCAAGUCACUUUUACCGUCAAAAGAGCCAUAGCUUGCAACUCAGCCUCUGCACUUGAAUGGAAACUGCAGUCUGUUUCUUCGCCUCCAGGCAAUGAGAGAACCACCAAGAAAACAAGUAAGCAGAAAGUGAACGGCGAUCCGAGGGAUCACUAGCCCACGUAGGAUCCAAAUAGGCCUGAAGCUGUAACGAACUGGAGCGCGGAAAGAAUGACGGUGAGAGAUCGUGCCAUGAAGACAUCGUAGAACAUGAAGAAGGUGACUAUAGUGAGCCGAAGUGGGAGCAGGAACAAACUGACUCAAACUAUGGACAGGAUAGAAGAUAUCCGGACGAGUGACAAUUAGAUAGACAAAACUCCCAACAAGGUGACAAUAACGUGUCGGAUCAGACAAGGGAUCACCAUCAGAAGCACGAAGGUGAACGAGCUCCAUGGGAGACUCAACAAUGCGCUCAUCAGUAAGAGCAGCAUGAGCAAGAAGAUCUUGGAUCGGACUGUUCGGGUUGAGGCCGGACGUAAAGUCAGAGAGCAACUUCGUCCGACUUAACGAUUUUUGUACUGAUGUCACGGUCCCGUCAUAUCGGACAUCCAGCCUAGAAGCUGGACUGUCCAGAGUCACGUCGGACGUUCGUGUUGGAGGCCGGACGUCCGGCUGCUGUAGCUUUGGCUGCAUUUCUUCCGUGUCUUCUCGCUCCUCUUCCACAAUGACUUGGCCUUCCUCCCUCGCUUCUUCAUGGUCAAUUCCUUGGUACUUGUGUAUGUAUAGAGUUCUGGUUUGAGGUAGUAGUCAUGUCUCAUGGAAUUAUGUAAUUUUAUCCUUUUAAUAUAUUUCAGUGGAAGCUUCUCACUUGUGCCAAGAGGUCCUGGGUUCGAACCAGCCUCUCUGCAUUGCACUUCGCAGGGGUAAGACUAAGGCUGGCCACAGUGGGGGUAACAUAACCGGUAUCAUGCACUUGGGACUAGCAAACAUGCUUAUGUGGCAGACAAUUAAAGAAGAGAGAGGAGGUUAGAGUAACAGAGAUACGCGACUACCGAAAACAUGCAUCCAAUCAAGUUCAUGCACCAUCUGCUGAGUUAGGACUACCUGCUGUGAAUAAAGUGCAGCUUCAGAUGACAUUUGAAAAUGUUGUCAGGGACAUUAUGCUGCUAUCUGAUGAUUCAUGGAGUUACAGAGAUUUCAUGGAGGCAGAGUCACGGAUUGUCAAAGCUCUACAACCAGCACUUUGCUUAGACCCUACACCAAAGUUGGACCGACUUUGUCAGGAUCCUGUUCCUCAUAAGUUAAACCUUGGUGUUGGAAGAAAGAGGCGGUUGAGGCAAAAUCCUAACGUUAUUGUCACAUCCAGUUACAUGUCUCAUGGUAAAAAGGUGUGCAUUGAUAGGGUGUCUGAAAGUACCAAAACGGACGAGAUGGGUAUUGCAAAUAACAAUGUUACUCACCAGGUCCUUGAUAACAUUACUUCGCAAAUUGUGUCAGGUGGCUCUCAACCACUUCGACCAAGUAGUUCACAGGAUGCAGCUAGAAUGUCAAUGGUGUCCCAUUCUGGUGUCCAGCAAAAUAUCAAUUAUUCUGCUGUUGGUAAUGAUCGUGGGGCAGGAGGUCCUGUCAGUUUUACUGGAGUCAAUUCAAGCACUUCAUCUCAGCACAUGAUGGCUUACAAUGACAAUGGCCUUCUAUCUGUGAAGAGGGAACUACAAGAAGCUCCACUGCAAGACCCUAAGAGAGUAAAACCAACAAUUAGCACUGAUGAUAUCCAGCAGCAGCAACAGCGGCAGCAGAUACGGCCUCAAUCAGCUGCCCUUGGUGGGCAGGACAUGCAAUGGAAGAAGGGGAUGCAGUAUGCUUCAUUGAAUGGCCAGAGAUACCCUUCUCCAAUGGUGAACAAUCUGCAAGAUUCAGGGGCUUCCUUUUAUUUCAGAGAGCAGGGUUUGAGAUAUGGUGCUAAGCAAGAGCAGAUGGAUGGCAUGGACAGAUGCAAAGACCCCUUGCAGGCUAUGCCCCCUGAAAAUACUGUGCUCGAUCAGCAGCAAUCCCAUGCUCAACACUUGUCACAACAAGCAGCAGCUAGAAACAAUCUACAGAACAUGGCACAGUGGCAGAAUCCUCGGGGUCCAAGUGAGAAAGACAUGAAGAAAGAAGAAAUGCUUCAGAGAAGAAAGUUAGCUGCUGCCUCUCGUGUCUCUUCUGCACCAAUGGUUCAGUCUCCAGUAUCCUCUAAAUCUGGAGAGAUAUCAAGCAGUUCAAUGGGUGGCCAGUUUGGUUCUGCUGCAACAUCUGCUGCAAUUGGAUCACAUAAAGAUAAUAAGUUUGCCACGAGUUCUAGUGCUGCCGUAGGAUACCCAUCUGUGGUUUCCAGUCCUAGUGAUUCUAUGCACCGGAUGCAGCAGCCUUCGGUUGCUCCUUCGAAAAGGAAAAAUUCUGCCCCCAAGACUCAACCACUUGUAAGCAGUGUAGGGUCCCCAGCCAGUGUUUCAAACAUGCUUCCUAUACCAAAUGCUAGCAGCCCUUCCGUUGGGACAUCAAUGGCUGACCAAUCAAUUCUUGAGAAAUUUAGAAAUAUUGAGGCUAUAUCGAAUCGGCAUCAGCUGCACAAUAAGAAGAACAAAGUUGAUAAGUUAUCUAAUAAUAGGAAGCCCAUGAUAAACGCAAGCCGAGAGAAAGUUGUUACACUUCUCUCCAGUUGCUUCCAUACUGAGGAUUACAAAGACGAGUUGAGGCCUCUUUGUAAUUCUAUGUUGAGUGGAACAAUAAAUUCCUUUAGGACCAGAAUACUGAACUUUGUUGUUGCCAACCGCUCAUACCAAGGUCCUACAAAGCCGUUCCGGAUCAUUUUCAAGGAUAAGCCUGAUGGGACAGUGGGAAUGCAAUAUGGAGACCCAGAAGAUUUCGACAAUCGGAACUCACAUGAGUGUACACUCAUAUUACCCAGCAAGUACCAUGCCGACUUGCUUGCAACACAACUUAUUGCUCGGAUGGAGAAAGAAGGCUAUGAUAAGGCAGAUGAUCAAGUUGUGCCCAGCAACCCUCCUGGUAACCUCAGUGGACUAUCAGGCAUGUUAGCAGACAAUACAGCCAAUGAAGUGAAACAAGAGGGAGGUAUAACCCAGCAACUUAAUGCUGCAGCCCAUGCAAAUAUGGUAUCUGGAAGCCCUUUGCAACAACUUUCUGCCAAUAGGAUGCUUCCAUCUGGGAGUAGCAACCAGGCAGUACCAAUGCAGCAAGAGUAUAUGCAGGGUGCAACCAUGUCUCCAAGGAGUCAACAACUCGACCAAAAUUUAAUCCAGCAGCAACAACAUCAGCAGCCACAGCUGCAGCAGAAUGCACAAUCACAGCUUCAGCAACAAACAUCUCUUCCUCUCAACCAGAUGCAGAGACCCCAACUGCUACCAGCAAGCCCAUUAUCUCAGAUGCUGGGGCCUGGCUCAAAUCUCCCAAUGGGCUCGAACCACACGAGUAACACCAAGGCUACUCCUGCUUCCUUGCAGCUUCAUGUGAUGCAGCAAGUACAGCAGCAACAGCCAGUGCAGAUGUCAAGAAAAGUGAUGAUGGGGCCUGGCUCAUCUGUGAACAUGGGCAACAUGGUUAACAAUGUAGUAGGCCUCAGCGGUCUUGGAAAUAUUAUGGGAAUGGGCAACGUGCGGUCAGUGUCCUCCCCGAUGGGAUCCAUGUCAGGCUUAGGGAACAGUCCCAAUCAGAUGAGCCUUGGAAUGGCAUCCAAUCUUGCCGCAGCUGGGCUUCGUCCAGGUAUGAACCCUGCAGCUAUUGCCAAGAUGCGUAUGGGAUUAGCUCAGCAACAAAGGGUGACCAGCCUUUACCCCCAGACUGGAAUGGUUGGAUUGCCUGGCAGUGGUUCACCAAUCCUUCCUAGUUCUGCCGGCUUGGCCAUGAUGGGCCAUCAUUCACUAAAUAGAAACAACCUUAAUCCCAUGCAGAGGGCCAUGAUGUCUCCAAUGGGCCCACCAAAGAUGCCAGUGGGUAAUUUUCAGAUGAAUGCCCAACAGCAGAUGCAACAGCUGCAGCAGCUCCAGCAACAGCAGCAGCAGCUCCAGCAACAGCAGCAACUGCAGCAGCAGCAGCAUCAGCAGCAACUGCAGCAGCAGCAGCAUCAGCAGCAGCAUCAGCAGCAGCAGCAGCAUCAGCAGCAUCAGCAUCAGCAGCAGCAACUACAGCAGCAGCAGCAGCAGCAGCAGCAGCAUCAGCAGCAGCAGCAGCAUCAGCAUCAGCAUCAACAGCAACAACAAAUGGGAUCUCCUUUGCAGCAGGCAGCACAAGUAGGUUCGCCUGCUGGUUCACAACAGUCAUUGGUGAUGCAGCAGCAGCAAAUAAGCCCGCAGCAAAUGGCUGCGAUGAGCCCGCAAUUGAGCUCAGGGGCUCUGCAACAAGUGAAUAACAAUGUAGUCAAUCCUGUGGGGACGCCAGGCCCUCCUCAAAGUCCACAGUUGAGCUCACACUCACAGACCCAAGGUUCAGUCAGCAGCAUUGCAAACUCUCCAAUGGAACAGCUGCAAAGUGCCAAUAUGGGAGGUCCUGGUAGCAUGUAGUAGUAACUGCAAAUAUUUGAUCCUGUCCGUGGGGAUACGCAAUAAUGGAAGAUAUAAGCAUUGACAAAGACGGCCACUGCUUUCUUGUUUGUUGUGGUAAUUGAGGUCAAAUUAGUUUUCCUGCAAGUUAUAAACGAUAGAUGCAGUUGUUCUGGAGGAACCCUUUUUUCCGCCGGGAUUUGUGAUGUAGAUUGUUGUAGCUGAUGGAAAUAGUGCAUGUAGGAAGGAGCUCAGUACUAGGAGAUACAUUGUUCAACCGAACUACAUUUUCUUGUUUAAAUUAGAGCUGUUAGAUACGUAUAUCUGCUACAUAGCCGAUUGUGCUUGUUUACCUUUUUUUUACCAGGAAACAGUUGUGCCUAUAAUAAGUAUGCCCAUUUCAUUGUGAAUAAAGUUGUCAUGUUUUUA